AUGGUUAUGAUUCUAACUUAUGAAAAAAGUGACCGAAAAAAUUUUGGCGAAAACUGUAUUAUUCAUUUCAUCUGCUGGAAGCUUACCAGUUUGCUCAAGUUGAAAAAAAGCGAGAAGUCGGGCGGCCUCUACAUCACGUUGACGGCGACGACGACAAGUGGCCGUCCCGACGGACCGGGCGUCCGUUCGGAGCAGAAGAAGAGCUCUGGAGUCGGAAAUACUUCCGUGUGACGCCUCGUUUGCCGCUCGUCAAGUGUUUCAAGAGAAAUGAGCCUGCGCAACGGAAGAAACUUUAGAAAUGUUUGAAAUGCAAUUACGGAAUCUCUAAGGACUUGGUUGAGAUUCGCAUAUGUAGCUGUUUGAUCAUAUUUUUGUUUCUACUUUGGGCUUUCGAAAAAAGCUUCAGUAGAAUAGUUUUUUUUUUUCAUUUUUUCUUCUCUUUUAUUUAUUUUUUUUUUCGAAUCAGAGUGAGCUCGUGAGGUGCAUCAUGAUUUGUGAAUAAUCAAACUUGAAAAACCAGUUGAAAAAGUUCAUGAUUAUAAUCUUCUUCUUUAGAUUUUUAGUAUCCACCCGGCGUGGCAAAUAUUAAAACCUCAAAAGUCAACGUACUUUUUUUGCGGCUCCGUUCAUGUAUCGCUUUUAUAGAAACUCGGAAAAAUAUCCGACUGACGAGAAAAAUAACAGGGCGGAGCCAAAAAUCAAGCACUCCAUAGUCGGACCUGACUACAAUAAUUCAAUGUUUGGGAAACAUGUACUUUUAAACGUCCUCAAACAUUAUUUUGAUUGGUUUUGAAACAGCUUUCAAGCUGAAAAUGUCAAUUUUUUUUUCAGAUGUUCAUACAUUGAAAAGUCAUCUCUUCAUCUUUUUUUUAAUAGAAAGAUGUAUAUUUUAGCAUAGGGAAGGUUUCACUUUCGGGCCUUAAUUUUCCGCCAUCUAAUUAAGAUUCAGAGGCCACGGCCGUGUCGGGGAACCGACUUGGAAGGCAAUUAACCGAGAGCCGCCGAAAUCUGGGAAGCGACGUUUCGUUGGCACGUCUCCGCGGCCCUUAAUGUGACCAACAAGGCAUUCUUGUGUUAAAAUGAAUUGGCGGCGUGAAGAAAACCAGGGAACGGCCGCCGUUUUAUCAGUCGUGACCUUGCCGAAUUAGCCGCGGCAAAGUUUUACGAAACCGCUCUCGUCGUCGUUGCGCCAGGCAGUUUCGUUCAACCGUCGUUUCCACGUUCAGAACAAGUUCGUGUUUUUUUUUUGAGUUUUACUCCAAAUUUGCAAUCAUUCAAAGCGACGUUGGCUAUUUCCUUUCAAUCCACUUUUGUUAACUAUUGAAAAACUGUGGCUUGAUCGAAGACCCAAUUCCUAUUGGAAACGCGAGCAUAAAAAAUAGCCAAAACUGCAGUCGCAAACAAUUUCAGAGUCUUUGUUUGUAGAACUUAGUUUUUUUAUGAUAGUAAAGAAGAUUAGUGAUAGAAAUUGAAUUAUGGCUGACUAGUUAUUGACAGAAAUUCGAAAAGAGAAAAAAAUUUCUGAUAAACUGGAAAAAUAAAAAAACUUCAAGAUGAAUCACAUCUCCCUGCGUUAUAAAAAUAUUUCUAUGGUGACUAUGAAAGCUUAAGCAAAAUAAAAAAAAAAUUGAGAAAAAAUUGGAAAAAAAAGUUCUAAACUCACAUUAAAACAGUCAUAAAUUUUAAGGGUUGAAAGCUCAACAAUGAUUACAAAGUCAAGGUUUUUUUCAUUCACUCAUUUCAUUGGUCCGUUAGUAGUGUGUCCCCCCCACACACUACUUCCGUUUAUUGCUCAAAAAGUGGGCAUUUUUCCUAAUUUUAUUUAUUUUUUUCGAAUCAAAUAAGAUCGAAAGAUUGAAAAAGAUGAAUGAAAAAGAGCGUCUAUAUGAAAUUCUUAUUCAGAUCCAAAAAAGUUUGUUUCACUGAACCAUCCUUCAGACAACUUUCUUCCUCAAUAAAUCUUAAUGUUUUUUUUUUCAACUAAAAAUGUCGAAUUGAACAGAUGGCCUGGCUGCGGAACGUACUGUUCACCCUGGUCGUAGUGGGCUUUGUGGCUUGUGCUCUGCGUAAAAGGAAGCCUUGCAUCAACGGAACCCCCGAAGGCGACUCGUGCUUCUGCAACGACGGCUGGACAGGCAUCUUCUGCCACCGACGCAUGAACUGCUCCGGCUACGAGCGUCUCAACAACGGCAGGUAUGUCUUCUUUCGAUAGGAAAAUCGAUGUAAAAAUCGACGAAAAUUCCACAAACAAAGAAUAAACACUCAAUUCGCCUUUCAUUUUUCCCGACAGUUUACUCAGAAAGCAAAAAUACUUCCUUGAAUAAUCGUGUCAAGAAGUUUGAGAAAUGGCGAAUAUAUUUUGAAAAAACGCGAUGCUACGUUCUUCUGAUUCAGUUUUUUUCUAAAAUAGAAGAAAAAGGUCUUUUUUUUGUCUCUCGAGUUCCCCUUAUCGCUCAUGUUUCUCUUACGCUCUUUUUCAAACUUUGCUAUUUAACCUUGCGACCAGGUAUUUUGAAUAAAAUUCAAUUUCAUCAAUGAUCCUUUGUGCUCGUGAGAUAAUUGUGGGGAGUUUUUUAUAGCUUUUUGAAUUGCCUUUUUUACAAUUUUUUCAAACUUUAAACUUUAUUGACACAUAAAGUGACAGAAAUUUCGAAAUUCGAAAACAAAUCACAGCGUGAGAAAAACCUGCAGUUAAAAGUGUUCUCAAUUACAGUUGUGUGGAAUGUGCGCGCGGAUGGAAGGGUCCAGACUGCGACGAAAUCGAUUGCAUCGGCGGUAAACCCAAUUACGACAUAACCGAGUGCCGUUGUGAAGAGCCGUACAGUGGUCCGAGAGCCAAAACCCUGAUCCUACUCAAAAUCAACUAUUCAGGUAGAUACUGUGAGCUGCAGGACACCAAGGACAUUUACAAGUGGUACAACAACGCCUCUUCGAGCAUUGGCCCUAUUGGAGUCCUGACCAUCAUCCCUUUGGCGUUAAUAUACUUUUGUGAGAACCUCUCUGAAUCCAAAGUAUAAGAUUGUUCAGUCUGCGACAGAUGUGCCAAGAAGAGGCAACUCAGACGAGUAGAGGACCACUUGAACGGAACAAUGCCACGAGAAAAAGUCAUCAAUGCGGAUGUGCUCAAGGAGCUUCUUGAAGAGAAGCCGAUCGACGAGAAAGAGACUCAAGUCCUAAUCCCUUAG
Molecule: messenger RNA, 3185 nt
Organism: Caenorhabditis auriculariae
Lineage: Eukaryota; Metazoa; Nematoda; Chromadorea; Rhabditida; Rhabditidae
Source: the annotation of a GenBank genome assembly